UCUAUGAGGGUGGCAUGUGACGCGUGCACGCGAGACUCGGAGAGAGGGAUUAAGGAUGUCGCAUACAUUAGUGAGUCCAUAUCCGAGAGUCCAUGUCCGACAGUGGUACUACGAGGCAGUGAUAUGAACAUGAAGAGGGGACUGCUGGUAGUAUGUAGAGAAGAUCCGCGGUUGGGCGAAAGCCUGCGCCCGAAGGGCGCGGCAAUCCGACGCGAGCUUCGAGUGAUCGUCUGAGCCUAGCCAUUCUUAGCGCACCGGGGGCAUCGCAUGUCUCGCGAAGGUCGCAUGUACCGCGGGCUGCGCCUGCAGGUAUGGGGCCAGAAUCUGCGCAUGUUUUCGCAGGUACAGCUGGAAGGCGUCACUCUUCCAUCUGCCCAUUGUCUUGACAACCUCGAAGGGCACACCGCGCAGCAUGUAUUCCAAGGUUCCACCGAUGCGGAGACUGUGUCCUUGGAGCUGGGGCUGUUUCGCUGCUUUCGCCAGUCGUGCCACAUGUCGGGUGAACACGCUUCGUGUCAGAGGCUUCCAGACAUUCUCGUUUCCGCCUCUCGCGUUUGGGCCAGCUUUGUAUGCGAAAAGUGGCCCAUUCAUGGGCGGAUCGUUGGCGGCGAGGUGGUUGAGCAAGGCGCUUACCGGAUCAAUGUCGCCUGCCUGUUUCGCGAAGCAGAUGUCUUCGCCUGCGAGACUGGUUUUGGUUCGCGGGAUUCGGAUGACCCAGACCUCGUUUCCUUCUCGGUCAACGUCUUUCCGUAUCAAGGCCCUCGUGACAUGUUGCUCUGGAUCGAAGGUGGUCUGAUUCUUUACUACAAGCUCGCCGAGCCUCGCAAUGGCGAAGAAACCGACUGUGAGCACAGCCCACACAGCUACGUCGAUUGGGUCUUGCUGGUUUAGAUGAGCAUGUAUGGAUUUCAGAUAGCCCGGAGUGUAUGGCUGUCUCGCGCUGCGCUGCGAGAGGGGAGGGGCGAGCUUCAGCGCGCCUCGCAGCAGCGUGUCGAGUUCAUCCUGGUUUCGGGACCAGGUUACGCCAUGCAGGAUGUGCCAGGCUCUGAUCCCUUGUACAUAGUUCCUGAUAGUGUCAGCGCUGUAGGACCCGGCAAGAGUUGCAACAAAGGCGUGUAGAAGCACGUCACUGAUCGGGGCCCGCUGGUCGUCCGGGAUGUUCUUCUCGUCGCAGAUCACAUGAUAUACGAGAAGGCCCGAGCCAUACACUUCCAAGGUCGAGUCUGCCCAUGCAUGGGCGAAAACGGCCUGUAUGCGGUCCAGGUCCUCUCUCGACACUGCGACAGGAAAGCCUUGGCUGUCCGUGGC
This is a messenger RNA of Fomitopsis serialis, 1308 nucleotides long. RefSeq lists its product as uncharacterized. The coding region runs from base 268 to 891 and encodes 207 amino acids. The transcript is spliced from 2 exons. Lineage: Eukaryota; Fungi; Basidiomycota; Agaricomycetes; Polyporales; Fomitopsidaceae. The record is from RefSeq and is a predicted model, not a curated record.